GAUUUUUCUUUAUGAUAUUUAGUGUAUUUCUGUCUUUUGACUUGGAACACACACGCAAAACCAAAAACAGAACCUUCAAUAAUAGCACUCUUUUGAGCUGAGUUUGAAAACUUUCUCCGCCAUCUCCUCCACGGCAUGGGCGUAUCCCGCCACCAUCACCACCACCACCACCACGUCGUAGCUGCCUUCACCUUCCUCUUAUUCGCUUCCGCUUCAGUCGGCACUCUUUCUCAACUCGACGGCGGGUUCCGGGAGAGAGAAGGGAGCAAGAGGAGAACUGGGUCGGGGGUGUUGGACCGAUUCUUGUAUCAGAAACAACUCAGCGGACCGGGCUCUCAGCCGCCUUCGUGUAGAUCCAACUGCGGGAGUUGCUCGCCUUGUAAGGCGGUUCACGUCCCGAUUCAACCGGGUUUGGUGAUGCCAUUGGAGUACUACCCUGAAGCUUGGCGUUGCAAGUGUGGGAACAAGAUUUUCAUGCCCUAAAAACUAAAGGCAAAGUAAUAAUACACUGAAAUCUAAGGGGGGUUUUUUUCUCAUAAUAAACAAAGCUGGUUUGCUUAACUUACAUCGUUGGUUGUUUUCUAUGUUUACAUAAUGAAUUUUGCUUUGGGAAUGUAAGUUGAUUAUAAUGUGAGAUUACC
Hibiscus syriacus is the source of this 641-nucleotide messenger RNA. RefSeq names its product EPIDERMAL PATTERNING FACTOR-like protein 5. The coding region runs from base 136 to 483 and encodes 115 amino acids. Gene Ontology annotation, biological process: guard cell differentiation; stomatal complex development. NCBI's taxonomy places the organism in Eukaryota, Viridiplantae, Streptophyta, Magnoliopsida, Malvales, Malvaceae. The transcript is spliced from 2 exons. The record is from RefSeq and is a predicted model, not a curated record.